CCCGAACGCUUGGGGUUUGGAAAAGGGUUUUACAUUUUAUUCGUUCUCCGGUGAGAAACAGAAACACACAGAAGACAGAGUGAGACGCUUCUCACGAUGGAGGGAGGAGUAUCCUACGCGCGCAUGCCUCGGGUCAAAAUCCGCGAGCUGAAGGACGACUACGCCAAGUUCGAGCUCCGCGACACCGACGCGAGCAUCGCCAACGCGCUGCGGCGCGUGAUGAUCGCGGAGGUGCCGACGGUCGCCAUCGACCUCGUGGAGAUCGAGGUCAACUCCUCGGUGCUCAAUGACGAGUUUAUCGCUCACAGGCUGGGCCUCAUCCCCCUCACUAGCGAGCGCGCCAUGUCCAUGCGCUUCUCACGUGACUGCGACGCGUGCGACGGUGACGGACAGUGCGAGUUUUGCUCCGUCGAGUUUCAUCUUAGGGUUAAGUGCAUGACUGAUCAGACCCUCGAUGUUACGAGCAAGGACCUCUACAGUUCUGACCCUACUGUCAGUCCCGUUGAUUUCUCUGACCCCUCUGCCACUGACUCCGACAACAACAGGGGGAUUAUCAUUGUGAAGUUGCGGCGCGGACAAGAGCUGAAGCUGAGAGCGAUAGCUAGGAAGGGGAUUGGGAAGGAUCAUGCUAAAUGGUCACCUGCUGCAACUGUCACUUUCAUGUAUGAACCGGAGAUUCAUAUAAAUGAGGAUUUGAUGGAAACCUUGACUCUGGAAGAGAAAAGAGAAUGGGUUGACAGUAGUCCAACCCGUGUCUUUGAAAUUGAUCCAGUGACACAACAGGUGAUGGUGGUUGAUGCUGAGGCAUACACAUAUGAUGAUGAGGUGCUUAAGAAAGCAGAAGCUAUGGGCAAGCCUGGGCUUGUAGAAAUCAUUGCGAGGCAGGAUAGCUUCAUAUUCACUGUGGAGUCUACUGGAGCAGUUAAAGCUUCUCAAUUGGUUCUAAAUGCCAUAGAAAUUCUCAAGCAGAAGCUGGAUGCUGUGAGGCUAUCUGAAGAUACAGUGGAGGCUGAUGAUCAGUUUGGCGAGCUUGGUGCACAUAUGCGAGGAGGUUGAUUAAUUUGUUAGAAGGAUAUCAGACUUGUUUCCCACAACUUGUUUCCCGGAACUUGUUUCUUACUUGUCUUUAACUGAAUACCUGCAGAACGUAUUAACUUGUUGAGCCAAGGAUGCUAAUUAGUAAUUACUGUGAUUACCAUUUGAAGAUAGAUAGUUAUCUUUCACAUUUUAUUUUA
Molecule: messenger RNA, 1235 nt
Organism: Glycine soja
Lineage: Eukaryota; Viridiplantae; Streptophyta; Magnoliopsida; Fabales; Fabaceae
Product: DNA-directed RNA polymerases II, IV and V subunit 3-like
Exons: 3
Coding region: 97-1056 (319 amino acids)
Biological process (GO): DNA-templated transcription
Cellular component (GO): RNA polymerase II, core complex
Molecular function (GO): protein dimerization activity; DNA binding; DNA-directed RNA polymerase activity
Source: RefSeq, a predicted model, not a curated record